UAACAGUCGCCGGUGCCACUCGUGUUGUCAAAAUGAAAUGUUUACAAUGAGCAUUAUCAUCAUUGUUUUACGUGUUUUUAAACACCAUAAAUCGUUUUAGUUAGUCGGUGAGAUGUCGGCGUUCAGCUCAGAGCUCAUUGACUACCUGGAGGGAAGAAUUUCAUUCGAGGAGUUUGAAAUACGGAGAGAGGAAAGAAAAGCUAAAUUGAAGGUAUCGAACGAAGGGCUUUCAGAGGAAGAUGAAGAGAUUGGACCAGAUGACACUCUCCCCAGCACUUCCCACGGCCGCAGUCCGAGAAAAUGUUCUAAAAAACGGCCCGCAGCGGAUCCCGAGGAAGGCGUCAGCCCCUCUGUCCAGAAGGCUUUUGCCUCGAUGAUGGGGGAGGGAACAGAGACUGAACAGACUGAGGAAGAGGAGGAGGAGGAUGAGGAGGAGGAUGAAGACAACGAUGACGAUUAUGAAGAAGAGGAAGAGGAGGAUUCAGAGGAGGAGAGGAAGGUUGAAGCUAAGGGAGAUGAGGAAGGGCCCUCAGCUGGGGAUGUCUUUGCUCUGGAAAUGGAGCUUAACCGAGAGAACAAGAAGAUGAUGAAGGAGAGACGUAACCGCAGCAAGCUGCCCCGGGCCCUAAGGGGCCUCAUGGGAGAAGCCAACAUCCGUUACGCCCGCGGAGACAAGGAGGACGCCGUCCUGAUGUGUAUGGAGAUCAUCAGACAGGCCCCGCUGGCCUACGAGCCCUUCUCCACCCUGGCUAUGAUCUAUGAAGACCAGGGGGACAUGGAGAAGUCACUACAGUUUGGCCUGAUCGCUGCUCAUCUCAACCCCAGCGACUGUGAGGAGUGGGUCAAGCUGGCCGACAUGUCUCUGGAGCAGGACAACAUCAGGCAGGCCAUCAUCUGCUACACCAAAGCCAUUAAGUAUGACCCCAGUAAUGUGCGCUACCUAUGGGAACGUUGCAGCCUGUAUGAGCAGGUGGGGGAACACAAGCAGUCCAUGGACGGGUACCGUCGUAUCCUCAACCUACUGCCCCCUACUGACGGAGAGCACUUCAUGCAGCUGUCACGAGACAUGGCCAAAAGCUACUAUGAGAGUAGUGACCUGCCGUCAGCCAUGGGGGUGAUGGAGGAGGCUCUGAGGAGACACCCAGAGUUGGUGACAGACGAGAGCAUCAACAUGGCUGCUGAGCUCUACAUAGCCAACCACCAACACGACAAGGCCCUUCAGGUUCUAGUCCAGUUCUGCGGAAUCAUCCUGGAGAGAGGAGAACCUAAGCCAGACCUUGCAGAGGAGGAGAACCCAGAGGAGGAGCAGGAGAAGAUGGAAGCAGAGGAGAACCCAGAGGAGCAGAAGAAGAUGGAAGCAGAGGAGGAGAACCCAGAGAACAUGGAAGCAGAGGAGAACCCAGAGGAGGAAGAGGAGCAGAAGAAGAUGGAAACAGAAGAGGAGCAGAAGAAGAAGGAAGCAGAGGAGGAGAACCCAGAGGAGGAGCAGGAGAAGAUGGAAGCAGGGGAGGAGAACCCAGAGAACAUGGAAGCAGAGGAGAACCCAGAGGAAGAGGAGGAGCAGAAGAAGAAGGAAGCAGAGGAGGAGAACCCAGAGAAAGAAAAGGAGAUGAAAACUGCGACAACAGAGGAGCCUGGGGAGGUUAGAGGGGUGGUAGUUCCAGACCAUGUACCAGUGGACAUCAGAGUGAAACUCAUGGUCUGUCUGAUCCACCAGCAUGUUUACAGACCUCUGGAUUCCAUGUUGACGUCUCUGAUGGAGCAGAGCCCAGAGGAGCUGGGGGAUCUGUACCUGGACGUGGCUGAGGCCUUCCUGGACCAGGGAGAGUACAACUCAGCCCUGCCUCUCCUCUCUGCCCUGGUCUGCUCUGAGAGAUACAACCUGGCUGUUGUCUGGCUCCGACACGCUGAGUGUCUGAAGGCGCUGGGCCACAUGGAGGUAGCAGUGAAGAGUUACAACAAGGUAGUACAGAUGGCUCCUCUUCACCUGGAGGCCAGGCUGUGUCUGUCUACUCUGCAGCAGCAGCUGGGUCGACCUCUCUGUGCCCUCAAGGCCCUGGAGCCCAUGUACGACCCAGACACACUGGCACAGGACGCCUCCGCGGCACAGCAGGAGUUGAAGCUGCUGCUACACCGCUCUACUCUCCUGCGUUCCCAAGGCCGACUGGAUGACUACCUGGAUACCAUGCUGACCAUGCUGGCUAUGCUGCUGAAGGUGGCUAUGACGCGGGCCCAGGUGUGUGUCAAAGCCAGCAUGUGGGCGGGGGUCAGACACCUGCGUCUGGUCAAGGUGUCUAAGGACCUGGUGUCAGACAUCCACGACCAGGAGGCAGCCUACCGGGACAUCAGUGGUAAGACCAGUGUGUUGUCUCGUGAGGACUGGUGGUUACUGUUGGUGAGGUGUGUGUGUACGCUGUGUGAGAUGAAGCGUUUUAGAGAGGCAGAGCUGCUGGUAGACUCUUCUCUGGAGUUCUACUCCUUCUAUGACGUCAAGGUGAAGAGGAAAGAGCUGGAGUUCUUUGGUCUGUCGGCUGCUUUCCUGGACCAUAACUACCGCAAGGCCUACGAUUACAUCAGACUGACGCUGAUGGAGAAGCAGGAGUGGCCCAUGCUGUGGAAUGUAUUCAACCAGGUGACCCUUCACUCCCAGGACGUGCGUCAUCAUCGGUUCUGUCUGCGUCUGAUGAUGAAGAACCCAGACAACCACGCCCUGUGUGUUCUCAGUGGACACAACGCACUGGUGUCUGGCAGCUUCAAACACGCCCUCGGUCAGUAUGUUCAGGCGUUCAGGUCUAAGCCAGAUGACCCUCUGUACAGUCUGUGUGUUGGCCUCACCUUCUUCCACAUGGCGUCUCAGAAGUUUGUGGUUAAACGCCACCCGCUAAUACUGCAGGGUUUCUCAUUCCUGUGGCGUUACGUGGAGCAGCGUGGGCCCUGCCAGGAGAGCAUGUACAACCUGGGACGGGCCCUGCAGCAGAUGGGCCUGGCACACCUCGCCAUUCACUAUUACCACAAGGCUCUCAGCUUCCCUCCUCUUACACUAGAGGGUAUUGCGGAUGACCAGGUCGACCUGCGUAGAGAGAUAGCCUUCAACCUGUCACUCAUCUACCAGGCCAGUGGAAACACUGAGAUGGUACGACACCUCAUCAACACCUACUACUGUUGGAUGCGCGCUGUGUUAAGAAGCAGUGCGGCUUGGUUGGGUUUCAACCUGCGUCUCUCCCGAGCCUGUACGGGAGUUGUAGCGAUGAGACAAGAUAGUGGCUACUAA
Oncorhynchus masou masou (cherry salmon) is the source of this 3271-nucleotide messenger RNA. RefSeq names its product general transcription factor 3C polypeptide 3-like. Gene Ontology annotation, biological process: transcription by RNA polymerase III. Lineage: Eukaryota; Metazoa; Chordata; Actinopteri; Salmoniformes; Salmonidae. The record is from RefSeq and is a predicted model, not a curated record. Gene Ontology annotation, cellular component: transcription factor TFIIIC complex. Gene Ontology annotation, molecular function: protein binding. The transcript has 21 exons. The coding region runs from base 113 to 3271 and encodes 1052 amino acids.